AAUGGCGGGAACUGUGUUUACCCUCGCUUUGGAGGAAAUGAAGAAUGUCAAGUCUGACAGAGGAGAACUGUUGACAAAGCCUUUCUUGGAUGUCUGCAAACACAUAUUGCCUAUUCUUGACAAAUUUGGAGCUGCUAUGACGAUUGUGAAAUCUGAUAUUGGUGGCAAUAUAUCAAGGUUGGAAUCUAGAUACUCAUCCAACACAACCAAAUUCAACUAUUUAUUCGGGUUUGUACAAGCAGAAGUUGAAACAAAAACAGCAAAAUCAUCAUCAAGUUGUUCGAAUGCUCUUCUUUGGUUGACAAGAGCAAUGGAUUUCUUGGUGGAGCUAUUUCGGAACCUACAUGACCAUGAAGAUUGGACAAUGGCACAAGCUUGUACCGAUUCCUAUGGCAAGACUUUGAAGAAAUGGCAUGGCUGGCUUGCUAGUUCAAGUUUUACUAUUGCUAUGAAGCUUGUUCCAGAUAGGAAGAAGUUCAUAGAGGUGAUAGGUGGCACUGGGGAUAUCCAUGCUGACAUGGAAAAAUUUUGCACAAUAUUUUCGCCGAUUCUUAAAGAGAUCCACAAAUUUUUGGCUAGCGUUGGUUUGGAUAGCUUAAAAUCUUCAUGAUGGAACUUGUAAGGGGUCCCCAUGCUUUUGUUCACCUGUUUUUUGGCUUCUUUGCAGAACUAUCUACUAUCUUUCACUCUGCUAUGUGUGUGUGUGUGCUUGUUUUUCUUCUUUUUUUUCAGUUACUGACUUCCAAAUCUUUAGAUAGCGCAUAUUCUCGGUAAUUUCCAUUGUUACUACU
Messenger RNA from Camellia sinensis, 791 nucleotides. RefSeq names its product glycolipid transfer protein 1-like. Gene Ontology annotation, biological process: ceramide transport; intermembrane lipid transfer. The record is from RefSeq and is a predicted model, not a curated record. NCBI's taxonomy places the organism in Eukaryota, Viridiplantae, Streptophyta, Magnoliopsida, Ericales, Theaceae. Gene Ontology annotation, molecular function: ceramide 1-phosphate transfer activity; ceramide 1-phosphate binding. Gene Ontology annotation, cellular component: membrane; cytosol; cytoplasm.